AUGGAUCAACUUCUAGCAAGAGCAGGUAGCCAGGCAGUUACGUUUGCUAUACGACUGGGCAUCACGUUUGCUUCUGGAUAUGCGGUUCGUACUGUGACCAAAUUUCUAGACAAGAUCCCUGAAUCGGAAAAGAAGAAGAUCUUGGACAAAAGAACCAAAAUAAGAAUAAAAACUGACAUUUUAGGCCAGGCAAUGGACCUUAUACGAUUGGCGGCAGUCAGAGGGAACACAUCUCUUGAACCAUCACUCGAGCUAAUUGAAGCGGUUACAAGCGAGAUUGAGCGUUUUGAAACUAAGAUGAGCUCUAUUACAGAAACUUUGAGCUCACUUAACGAAAAGGAAUCCGUGAUAGAGGUCAAUAGAUGCAUGGAUAAUUUGUUAACUCAGCUUGAUGAAGCUAUUCCGCUCCUCCAGUUGUCAAUUGCAACAUCUGGCACCACCAUGAAGACAAGUUUAUCACCUUCUGUUUCUCCAGGGCGGUUACUCCAGGCUUCUAGCUUAGUUGCAAAAGCAAAUGAGUCUAAACUGCCAUGUAACGUUGGACCUGUCUUUGACCUCGUUUACUACUCUGUGUUUUAUAACCCGAGCAGGCUCAAGUACAUUGACCAUGAAGACAACAAGAAAGUAGAUGUUGCCAAAGAUGACGACUUGCUAGCCAUUUCGUGGAAAGAAGAAUACUCUCGUGCUCUGGUUCGUAUAAUAUCCAACAACAAAUCGUCUUUCCAGUACUCCUUGGAAAUACGCGAGGACCACAAUGAUGGUCGGUAUCAUGAUGAGAAACCAAAAGUAGUGGUAUACGAUGUCAAGUCCAUCAUGCGCAUGUUCUUUUCUGCUUCUGGCAAACUUUUAAAACUCGAAUCGAGAAGUGCACCAGUAUUAAUGUUCAAGCUCGUUGACAAGGACGAAAACGAAGAGUGGAUAGCACUAGGUCAAGUAGGUGUCGGCGAAUUCGAUGACAGUGAUAGCGAAGAAGAUGAAUCAGAGGACGAGGCGCCGGCACCACAAGAGGACAAGCACUUGUCACUCUCGCUUUUAGAAUACCUUCUACGUUUAUGUGCAUUGCAGCAGAGAGAUCAGACUUCCAUUUUUGAAACGUCAGACGAAAAACUUGCUCUAUAUUUGCAAGAUGAAAAUGCUAAGAAUACGAUAUAUGAAACAAGCCGACAAAAGCGAGAUCGACUUCUCGAUGAAGCAAACACAAACAACGCCAUUGAUCUUGAUUCCAAUAUGAACAGGCUAAAAAACCUCGACUUGCAGCUGUAA
Molecule: messenger RNA, 1263 nt
Organism: Meyerozyma guilliermondii ATCC 6260
Lineage: Eukaryota; Fungi; Ascomycota; Pichiomycetes; Serinales; Debaryomycetaceae
Exons: 1
Coding region: 1-1263 (420 amino acids)
Cellular component (GO): nucleus; cytoplasm
Molecular function (GO): GTPase regulator activity
Source: RefSeq, a predicted model, not a curated record